This is a messenger RNA of Suillus bovinus, 927 nucleotides long. RefSeq lists its product as uncharacterized. The record is from RefSeq and is a predicted model, not a curated record. The annotation marks the transcript as partial. NCBI's taxonomy places the organism in Eukaryota, Fungi, Basidiomycota, Agaricomycetes, Boletales, Suillaceae. The transcript has 4 exons.
GUUGUGUUUAUCAUCGUCCGGAAAGUCGUGGGGUCAGUAUCGCAUAGUAUGGCCAUCACCUGCACCAUCUUCAGGCUCGUUUACAGAGGCUGGAUGAGUCAAUUAUGGUGGGACGAUGCAUGGGCGGCACUUGCACUGAUCGCAGAUGGUAGAAUUUUUCUUGUGGGCUGCCUUGGACAUCUCUCUUACUACUGUCCUGUGGUGCGCAUCACAGCUCACUCUGUUACAUUUCUCGCUGACUGUUUCAGGGCUGCGCGCAUGAGCAUCAUUUUCUCGAUCAUCCCCGUCGCCAACCACUCAGAACACAAGAUCCACGCGCAGAUUACCUAUCUCAUCGCAGCAUCCUUUGCGUGUAUGUGGGCCGCAGCUGAUCGUCCAGAAGAUCAUUGUCUGUGUAUCCCACUCCUGCCACAUGGGCGAGUCGGUGGCACUCUCGCUUUUGAUCACAUCACAGCGGACGUCAUUGCGGACAUUUCCCUCGUUGCUAUUCCACUUUAUCUCUUGAAAAAUGUAGGACUUUCCCAUAGCAAAAAAUUGCUAGUCCAAUCUGCAUUUGGCUCAUCGCUUCUAAUUACCGCCAUCACGAUCACUCACUCUGUGCUCCUCAUCUCCAACUUCUAUAGCACAAUUACGCUCAUGUUCGCGCAUCUCAAGGUCGCCCUCAGUCUCAUCAUCUGCAAUGUCCUGGUGAUCGUGACUUUUUUAUAUCGCGUAUGCUCAAAGGACACAUCCGACUUCAAUCGGUCCAACGGAGUGUUUACGACUGUCAUCAUAACGCCAAUGAGCAGUAGCAUUAAUGCCCUGGCGUCGCUUUCUUUACAGGAGGGGUCAAGCUCGGUACAAAUGAAAGUGCAGAUUGAAGCGAUGAAAUUGGAGGAUGAAGACGCAAGUGUACGUUGCGCCGAAGAGGGCGUUGGUGUUGAGUAG